Messenger RNA from Pelodiscus sinensis (Chinese soft-shelled turtle), 2541 nucleotides. The record is from RefSeq and is a predicted model, not a curated record. NCBI's taxonomy places the organism in Eukaryota, Metazoa, Chordata, Testudines, Trionychidae.
GGGGAGCUGACCCAGCGUGCGCACACAUACACGUACAUUCUCUUUCUUUGCAGCCAGAGGCCUGGCUCGCUCCCAGAUUUUGUACACAUGCGGUGCCCCCCCGGGGUAGGUGAUCAGGUGUGCAGGCGCCCGAGCCUGUGUGGUAGAGUUAAGGUAUGCCCCCUAUGGGGUGAGCACCACUAACCUGGAGUCCGCCCUGCCUUACCAGGAGCGUAAAAGGACAGAAAAGACCAAAUUCCACGGGGGAGCCCCAAUGUGACGCAUUGGCCGUGGCUGGGAGUUUGACAGGAGCCUAAUGAGAUCUACCUCCAGGCUUGAUUUAAAGACGUCUAGUGAUGGAGAAGCCACCAGCUCUUCUGCAAAGCCUCCUCGGGCUCCAGGCUGUGCUCUGAAUUAGACUGGAAGCUUUUGGGGGCAGCAGCCCUGGCGUCGUCUUCGCGCUGGCCACCCUCACCUAAGAAUGACGUAACCAUCUGGGCUUCACCUGUGAGCCCUGGACUGUGGCUGAGCCGGAUUGCUGGGCCAUGCAGCUCCUUGCCUCGUCCAUACCUCGCUGGGUUGCAAGGGGAGCAAUGCAGACCUGGACCCUGGUUUCAUUCCUGCCAGGGCAGGUGUUUCCCAUUUCCCCUCGCCUUUGCUCAGCCCGCUCGGCUCUUUGUUAACCUUUGUCACUUGGUGGUGGGUCUCUGUGACCCAGCACGGUCACCAUGGGAGCAGAACAGGUUGCUAAGUCUCACACUGGAGUGGUUCCCGCAGUAACAAGGAGAUAAAGUGGUUGUUAUGACAAUUGGAAGGAAGACGGAUCACCAUGGCGGUGGCUUUCUGCGUGACAGCACUAAUAGUCAGAUCGGGAGGGAGCCAUACGACUGCGGGAUUUCCCGGCUACACUAAUACAAAGUUAAUCUUGAGAUCCCAGGAUGCACCUUGGGACCACAUCGAGGGCCAAAAUGGGAGGGCGUCUCCGGCAUAGAAGUAAAUAGACGUACUGGCAUGUUGGGAACCGUGCCGGGAGGAAGCUGAGCCCCCGGGCUCCAUUACCCCCGAGGGUACCUCAGUCUCCACAGAAGGAUUUGCUGCUUCUCUUCCGACCUGAUGCAGGAUCCCAAGGUGAGGUACGUCGCUUCACCCCAUCCCCUUGCGUGAACCCCUGAACUAGAGGGAGGCUGAGGCCCCAGGCCUGGGACUGGACAAAGUCCUGGGAGAGGAGGAGACCCAGAAGGAUUGCUUGGCGUUUGCGUGUGCACGCCAGAAAAGAGGAAAGUAACCAGCUAGCCUCCGGACGCAAUAGACCGGUGGGGAACGUGGCCAGACCUGUGCUCUCAGCCCGGGACCAGCUACUCCAGGGCCCAGCGGGGGAAUAUUUCCGGGGCAAGGAGCCAAGUGGCGGUGUGUGUUGUGACUCCGUGGGCGAGGGGGUUGCCAGCAGCCCGCCCUUCGCAGACAGCUGCCCCAAUGCUGGAGCGCAGAACCAGGAUGGACAGCUCCAAGAAGGAGAAGGUGGAGCAGAUCCUGUCGGAGUUCCGGCUGCAGGAGGAGGACCUGAAGACGGUGAUGCGCCGGAUGCAGAAGGAAAUGGACCGGGGGCUGAAGCUGGAGACGCACGAGGAAGCCUCGGUGAAGAUGCUGCCCACUUACGUACGCUCCACCCCCGAGGGCUCAGAGGUCGGGGACUUCCUGUCCUUGGAUCUGGGAGGUACCAACUUCCGAGUGAUGCUGGUGAAAGUGGGCGAAGGGGAAGAGGGGCAGUGGAGCGUGUCGACCAAGCACCAGAUGUAUUCCAUCCCAGAGGACGCCAUGACGGGCACGGCCGAAAUGCUCUUCGAUUACAUCUCCGAGUGCAUCUCCGACUUCCUGGACAAGCACCAGAUGAAACACAAAAAGCUGCCUCUGGGCUUUACGUUCUCCUUCCCCGUGAGGCACGAGGACAUUGACAAGGGCAUCCUGCUCAACUGGACCAAGGGCUUCAAAGCCUCAGGCGCUGAAGGGAACAACAUCGUGGGCCUUCUGCGGGACGCCAUCAAGCGGCGAGGGGAUUUCGAGAUGGACGUGGUCGCCAUGGUGAACGACACGGUCGCGACGAUGAUUUCCUGUUACUACGAGGAUCACCGCUGCGAGGUUGGCAUGAUCGUGGGUAAGAGACCUGCCCUCCGGGGCGGUUCCCUCAGACCAGGGAGCAGCAGGCACAGCCCCUGCCCACAGACAUCGCGGGCGGCCCCCUGCCCCUGGGCACGUCCUGCAGUCCGUGCGGCCCAGAGCGUUCUGGGGGCGGGCAGCGGGCAGGGCCAGUGGGGAGCCUUCGGGGCCUCGGGGGAGCUGGACGAGUUCCUCCUGGAGUACGACCGCGUGGUGGACGAGACCUCCCUUAACCCCGGUCAGCAGCUGUAUGCGCAGCUCUGGGGGGGAGGGCAGGUGGGCAGGCUCGUGCGGCUGGUGCUGCUAAAACUGGUCAACGAAAAUCUGCUCUUCCGCGGGGAGGCGAGCGAGAAACUGAAAACCCGGGGCAGCUUCGAGACCCGCUUCGUGUCUCAGAUCGAAAGGUAG